Molecule: messenger RNA, 1279 nt
Organism: Impatiens glandulifera
Lineage: Eukaryota; Viridiplantae; Streptophyta; Magnoliopsida; Ericales; Balsaminaceae
Product: UPF0481 protein At3g47200-like
Exons: 1
Coding region: 14-1222 (402 amino acids)
Source: RefSeq, a predicted model, not a curated record
UCCCUCCUUCAAAAUGUUUGAAUCAGACGACGAAUCAUUGCUCGAAAUCACCCGAGACGAAGAAAAUCUCCUUUCGUCCAUAAAACAAAAGAUUAAGAAUGUCCCCCUUUCGCGUUGCAUUUGUAGAAUCCCGGAAGAACAACUCAAAGGGAACGUAGAUAAAUAUCACCCGCAAUUAGUGUCAAUCGGUCCUUUGCAUCAUUCGAGAGAGGAUUUACGAUCAACCGAAGAUCGCAAAUGGCUAUAUCUUCACGCACUUUUAAGUAGAAGUACUAGAAAGCCAACAUCAAUGGAUGCACGUUUGAAAAUUUGCGUGAAUAUGAUCAAAGAAUCCGAACAUGAAGCGAGAAAGUUCUACGAAGGAAACAACGUAAAGCUAAAUAGCCACGCAUUUGUCGAAAUGUUGCUAGUUGACGGAUGUUUUAUAAUCGAACUCUUACUCAAAUAUUCAGCUAAAGAAUUAAGACGCGGAGACGACCCUUUUUUCACCUCCAUGGAGAUGUUCUUACGUUUGAGGAGCGAUGUUCUCUUGUUAGAAAACCAAGUUCCUUUCUUCGUUCUCCAUCGCCUAUUCAAAAUCGUUCAAAUCCCAAACAUAAAAGAUCAUUCUCAUCCUUCCAUCGUCACACUAUCCAUUGCCUUCUUCAAGAGAAUAAUACAAAGGGAAGUCAAAAAUAUUUCCUCACAACAUGGUGAAGAUUUCAAGCAUUUGCUAGAUUUGGUACACAAUUAUUACCUACCAACAACUCCUAAAUUCUUAUCAUCAUCCACCGGUCGACAAACCAUCUUACCAACCGCAUCAACUCUUCACAAAAAAUGGAUCCGUUUUAAACAAGCCGAAUCCGAAACCUUACUCGAUAUCAACUUCAAAAAGGGCGUCAUAAAAAUCCCACCUUUAAAGAUCCUCGACCACACCGAACUCCUUUUUAGAAACUUUAUCGCGUUUGAGCAUUGUCACGGUGAUAAAGCCAAGCCCGUGACAUCUUACGUGUUACUAUUAAGAAGUCUUAUUCAAUCUGAAGACGAUAUUAGAUUGUUAUACAAGUCACGAAUACUCGUCAAUGGUUUAGAACGACAAGAGCAAAUUCUCGAUAUGCUAAAGAAGAUUAUCGUCGAAGAAGAAGAAACUACUAUGGAUAUGGAUUUUUAUUAUGGAGGAUUACGCGAGAAAAUCAAAGAGCAUUUACAAACUAUUAAAAUAAAUAGAUUCAUGUGUUUUUAGAAAAUAUAUAUUUGUAAUCAAUUUAUUUUAUGUGGACAUAAAUAAAUAAAGUUUGCA